This is a messenger RNA of Eucalyptus grandis, 1026 nucleotides long. RefSeq lists its product as hypothetical. The coding region runs from base 374 to 841 and encodes 155 amino acids. The transcript is spliced from 2 exons. NCBI's taxonomy places the organism in Eukaryota, Viridiplantae, Streptophyta, Magnoliopsida, Myrtales, Myrtaceae. The record is from RefSeq and is a predicted model, not a curated record.
AAUCUAAUAUAUAAAUUUGGGCGCAUUGGGUAUCGUUGUGCGUGCGAAUACUUCUCUUUAAGAGAGGCCCUAGAGCAUAACAUUCAUUUAACCUUUUUUUCCUGUGAAAGAAGAGACUUGACCAUACGCAUUUGCAAGGUCUCGAAUGGUGGGAAACAUCGAUACCUUCAUGCCCUUUUCCUGUUCCAUUCCAUUCCUCCCGCACAUACUCUCCUCCUCCUCUCCUUCCACCAUUGGCUCCUGCAAACAAGCCUGGUACUAUCGCUGCCUUGGCCUCGACCCAUCCAUGUGAACUUCCUGACUUUUCUCCCCCCACCGGCGGAGGAAGUCUGAGUUGUUUUCUUCGGUUAUUGCAUAAUCUUGUGAGACAUCCAUGGAUAAAAGGCAGGAAAAGAUGAAGAGGAAUUUGUCUGAGAAAUCACUGCUGAUGCAAAAGCAUAAAAAGAAGAAUAGCAGUGAUGAUCAGAGCUCGAAGAAGAACAGGUUUUUGGUCACUGUCAAUGUCCUUGGAAGUGCAGGACCAAUAAGGUUUGUGGUGAAGGAGGAUGAUCUGGUCUCAGCGGUGAUUCAGACUGCCUUGAAGACUUAUGCCCGUGAAGGCCGUCUUCCGGUUCUCGGUACGGACGUCAACAACUUUGUUCUCCAUGCUGCUGCAAAUUCAGAUGCCUUGAACCCAUCGGAAGCCAUAGGAUCUCAGGGAGGAAGGAACUUCGUGCUGUGCAAGAAGCAGAUCCAGCCACAGAUGACGGAAGCCAGAGCCGAGAUGAUAUCGCGCAAGAGAAGCGGGAGUUGGAAAGCAUGGCUCAACAAGAGCUUUAGUUUCAAAAUACUAUCUCAUUGAGAUGUCUCUAUCUUGUAUGUCCAAUUUCCCUUACAUAUAUUGUCUUAAACUUAAAUCAUUAUGUUCCCGCGUUCAUCCGCAAAUAAAUCGCUAAGGCACAUGAACUGUUAGGAAAGCGCAUCCUAGUUUCUAGCUUGUAACUGAUAUGGACACCAUAUAUGGCAUAUGUGUUUGCUUUUUUAUCA